AUGCGCCUGCUGCACCACUUUGUGUCACACACCUACAAAUCCAUGCCUGGAGGUGAAACACCAGUGAUCAGCGAAUGCUGGACAUCACAUAUACCAACAAUAGCCUUUGGACACGACACUCUCUUGUACGCGAUCCUGGCAGCCGCAUCAGCACAUUUGAGUCUGCUGAGUCCAGCCCAGACCAUGUAUCAUGUGGCUGCGAAGUAUUACUUCGCGAUCGUGCUCCAAGAACAAAACAAAGCUGUAUCCAACAUCACGACCGCAAAUGCUGAUUCAAUUUGUCUCACUUCCCUCUUGGUAAACAUCCUCGCGCUCCAUUUCCAGAACGUGAGCGACAGUCAUCCUCGGAAUACACUGUCGGCGGCGGCGUUCAGAGGCAUGGCCAUCGGCCACAGCAGUGCUGAUGUCAUCAAGACAGCGUGGCCUUCGAUCAACCAUGAUCCAACCUCGGAGGCAGCCAAGAUCCUCAAAGCGACACCAACGUUUCGAGAGCGCUCAUGGCUUUGUCGUCAAUCCACCAGGAAAGUCAUAUACCCAUUAGAUCAAUCGAUCACCUGUGCCCUGCGGGAGAUUGAGGAACAACCUCCGGAACUCGAACGCGACAACGAAACCACCACCAAAGCAAUUCGUGCGGGUAUUGGUUAUGUCCAAAGCAUGAGAAAGGCAAUUGAGAAUGACGAGCCAAACACCACCUUUUGCCAGCGGGUUAUAGGCUUCACCGGCACUAUCCCCAAGCACUUUCUACAAUUGGUGCUUACCAACCAUCCGCGAGCGCUUUUGACGCUGGCAUAUUUCUUCGCCCUAGUCCAUCAUGCGAAAAGCAUUUGGUGGUUGAGUGGGCUUGCCGAGCGAAGUGUCCGGGUGGAUUCUGGAGACACUGCCAAAAGAGUGGAAACCUCUAAUGCAGCGACCAUUUGCCAUGAUAUUGGCCAGGACACAUACUAAACAGCAAUAGCAUAGCGGAAGACUGCUAGAAUCCAAACUUGACAGCAGAAUCCUCGACUAUGCUCACGUGCUGCCCAAAGAGUCAAGAUCACCGCGAUGAUGCAGUGCCGUGCGACAUAGAUCGAAGUCUACAACCUCUCAAAGUCAAGCACAUAUUGGGGUCGAUAAGAAAAGGUGAAGGACAAAAGGACACUCGGCCCGAAUCUGCCAACGAACGGGACAAUGCAGCUUAACGGCGAUUGGCACGCUUAAGGACUGCUGUGUAUGGCCAGCCGUUAUCUGAUCGGGCUCGAAUGUUUUCCCAAAUUAGGCAGGAGGUUAUGACUUUGCUAGGCUUCACACAUCCCAUGACGGUAGGUGGCCCCAAAGCUGGAU
This is a messenger RNA of Exophiala viscosa, 1320 nucleotides long. RefSeq lists its product as uncharacterized. NCBI's taxonomy places the organism in Eukaryota, Fungi, Ascomycota, Eurotiomycetes, Chaetothyriales, Herpotrichiellaceae. Bases 1 to 945 code for a protein of 314 amino acids. The transcript is spliced from 2 exons. Gene Ontology annotation, molecular function: DNA-binding transcription factor activity, RNA polymerase II-specific. Gene Ontology annotation, biological process: regulation of transcription by RNA polymerase II. The record is from RefSeq and is a predicted model, not a curated record.